Messenger RNA from Aureobasidium pullulans EXF-150, 2640 nucleotides. RefSeq lists its product as uncharacterized. The coding region runs from base 1 to 2640 and encodes 879 amino acids. The record is from RefSeq and is a predicted model, not a curated record. The transcript is spliced from 3 exons. Gene Ontology annotation, cellular component: cell septum; cell periphery. NCBI's taxonomy places the organism in Eukaryota, Fungi, Ascomycota, Dothideomycetes, Dothideales, Saccotheciaceae. Gene Ontology annotation, molecular function: chitin synthase activity.
AUGUGGACCGAAAUGUUUGCCCGUGCAGUCAAUGAGAAUGGUGUCCCAUCUAUUCAUGAUCAUUGGGCAACAAAGGAUAUUGCAUAUACCGCCAUUGUGGGCUCGGUUAUGCUUGCUGCCCUUCUCGAAUGGUUCCUUUGGGUAGCUGCUUUUCUAUACUGUCUUGUCAAGGUCUAUCAGAAGGCCGAGACUGUCAGCAUCAAGAUCCUUGCGAUAGUGAUGAUGUUUGCUUUCACUGGCCUCAGAUGCAUAUUCUUACCCAUAAUGGUUGUAACGCUUCCCCUUCCAAGCCAAGUCGUGCGAUACUUCCCUCAAGAAAUGGUCAGCUUCUUGCAAUGGUUCGCCUUCUGGUCUUUCUCUGGACUGCUCAUCAUUCCAUGGCUCAUCUGUGUAUAUCAACUGGUCACGCACUCUGUCGGACGAACGAAGCGCAUCAAACACGUCCUGGACGAGGAUUCAGCCCCCAAGGUCGUUAUCAUCAUGCCUUGUUACAAAGAGAUUCCUGAGAUUCUGCUUCGAACAGUGGAUUCUUUGGCCGACUGUGACUACCCUCCAUCUUGUUUGCACAUCUUCCUUUCCUUCGACGGAGACCAGGAAGACGAACUUUACCUCAAGACUAUUGAGCAACUCGGUGUUCCCUUGACGCUGGACACAUACCCUAAGAGUAUCGACGUCACUUAUAGAAGCACUCGCGUCACCAUUUCUCGUUUUCCGCACGGUGGUAAGCGUCACUGCCAAAAGAGGACUUUCAAGCUUAUCGACAAAGUGUAUGCCGAGUACUUGAAACGCAACGAUAAUCUCUUUGUUCUCUUCAUCGACUCCGACUGCAUUCUUGACAGAGUGUGCAUCCAGAACUUCAUGUAUGAGAUGGAAUUGAAGCCUGGAAGCAAGAGAAACAUGUUGGCCAUGACCGGCGUCAUCACCUCAACAACAGAGAAGAACAGUUUGAUCACUGUUCUGCAAGACAUGGAAUACAUCCACGGCCAGUUGUUUGAAAGAUCUGUCGAAUCUGGUUGCGGCGCUGUAACAUGCUUGCCGGGAGCUUUGACAGUCUUGCGGUUCUCUGCUUUCAGAGCUAUGGCUAAAUACUACUUCGCGGACAAAGCAGAACAGUGCGAUGACUUGUUCGAUUACGGCAAAUGCCAUCUGGGAGAAGACAGAUGGCUGACCCAUCUCUUCAUGAUUGGAGCCAAAGAGAAGUAUCAGAUCCAGAUGAACACCGGAGCCUUUUGCAAGACCGAAGCCGUACAGACAUAUCAAAGUUUACUCAAACAACGUCGCAGAUGGUUCCUUGGAUUUAUCACUAACGAGGUUUGCAUGCUCACGGAUGUCCGUCUCUGGAGACGCUACCCUAUCCUCUGUCUGGUCCGCUUUGCUCAAAACACCAUCAGAACCACCGCACUUCUCUUCUUCAUCAUGGUCAUCUCCAUCAUCACGACAUCUCAAAAGAUUGCAAACUUGCCUGUUGGAUUCAUCGCUGUGUCUCUCGGCCUCAACUGGGUAUUGAUGUUGUACUUUGGUGCCAAGCUCGGACGAUACAAGAUCAUGAUGUAUCCCCUGAUGUUCGUCAUCAACCCCUUCUUCAACUGGGCGUACAUGGUGUAUGGAAUUUUCACAGCUGGUCAGAGGACCUGGGGAGGACCACGUGCCGAUGCUGGUGCAGCCAACUCGACCACCACACCACAAGCUGCCAUCGAACACGCAGAGGCAACAGGUGACGAUCUGAACGUCGUACCAGAAACCUUCAAACCCGCAGUCGAAGCGAUCACUCGCAAAAAGUCUGUCAAGAACAGAAACGUGCUUCCGGAUCAGCGGCUCGAGGGCAAGUUUGCGGCACCAGAGCUUAUGCCUGGUGGGUGGUACAAGCAAGCGGCCGAUUCUACAAACACACUACCGGACAUUUCAAACCAUCCAGCUAUGCGCAGAUUGAGUUUCGAAUCGAUCGGUACGGCAACUUCAGGCAAUAACUCGGUCUAUCUUCCUCGACGAAUCGAAUCGAUCUUCGGACCAGAAGAUCGUAAUCUGUACCACAACGCACAAGCCCAUCAGAGACCAGCUGGUGGAUUGCACUACGAGCAAGAGGAGUACGAGAUGAGCAGACCCGACACAGGCACAACCCUUAAGGGAGGUUACUCCGUCUCGGUGCAGUCGGCCAGCGACGACGAAUCAAACUACGGCCAUGGAAGAAUGAACUCUGACAACAGCGACAUGAGCGUAGCACAAGGUAAAGCACCUGCCGGCUCUGAGAAAGUUCUAGCAGUACCCGGGAGGACCAGACAGGCGUAUGAUCACGGCAGCAACCGCAGCAGAACAGGCAAGAGUCCGUUGGCGCGAAGAAGCUUUGUCAGAUCGGCUUCGGAUCUAAUGCCAGAAUUGGAUGAGGCGCAAAGAGGUCAAUCGAUGGAGAUGAGGGAAAGACAAGCCGCCGAACAAGGAGUCGGUCUCAUGGACCCUCGGGCCAGAAGUGUGAGCCCUCUUGGUCCUCAGACAGUGCCUGCACCUGCACCUGCACCUGCACCAACUGCUGCCCCUGCUCCCGAAACUCGACCUGCACCAACGGAAGUCGUGGAGGAAAAGAGCAAGAAGGAGCGGAAGAAGUUGAGUAAGCCGAGACCUGGCAGCAGUGGAAGUGGAAGAUAA